Molecule: messenger RNA, 951 nt
Organism: Carlito syrichta (Philippine tarsier)
Lineage: Eukaryota; Metazoa; Chordata; Mammalia; Primates; Tarsiidae
Product: olfactory receptor 11H7
Exons: 1
Coding region: 7-951 (314 amino acids)
Biological process (GO): G protein-coupled receptor signaling pathway
Cellular component (GO): membrane
Molecular function (GO): G protein-coupled receptor activity; olfactory receptor activity
Source: RefSeq, a predicted model, not a curated record
GGGACCAUGAAUAACUCAGAGAUAGCUACUGUGACACAGUUUGUUUUACUGGGCUUUCCUGGUCCCUGGAAAAUGCAGAUUGUCCUUUUCUCAAUGAUUUUGUUGGUAUACAUCUUGACUCUGACUGGGAAUAUGGCCAUCAUUUGUGCAGUAAGGUGGGAUCACCGACUCCAUACCCCUAUGUACAUGUUCCUGGCCAACUUCUCCUUCCUAGAGAUCUGGUAUGUGACCUGCACAGCUCCCAACAUGCUGACCAACUUUCUUUCCAAAACUAAGACUAUAUCCUUCUCUGGCUGCUUCACUCAGUUCUACUUCUUCUUUUCCCUGGGCACAACUGAGUGCUUCUUCCUCUGUGUCAUGGCUUACGACCGGUACCUGGCCAUCUGCCACCCACUACAUUAUCCCUCCAUCAUGACGGGUCAGUUUUGUGUCAUUUUGGUGUCUCUUUGUUGGCUCAUUGGUUUCUUUGACCAUUCAAUUCCCAUUUUCUUCAUUUCUCAACUACCCUUCUGUGGUCCCAACAUCAUUGAUCAUUUUCUGUGUGAUGUGGACCCAUUGGUGGCAUUGUCCUGUGUCCCUAAACCCAUCAUAGAGCAUGUAUUCCAUUCUGUGAGCUCUCUUACCAUCAUUCUCACCAUGUUGUAUAUCCUUGGGUCCUAUACACUGGUGCUCAGAGCUGUGCUUCAAGUUUCUUCUUCAACUGGACGACAAAAAGCCUUCUCUACCUGUGGGUCCCACUUGGUUGUGGUGUCUCUGUUCUAUGGAACCAUAAUGGUGAUGUAUGUGAGUCCUACAUCUAGCAACUCAGUUGCUAUGCACAAGAUCAUCACACUGAUAUACUCUGUGGUAACCCCAGUCUUAAACCCCCUCAUCUACAGCCUGCGUAACAAGGAUAUGAAAUAUGCCCUCCGUCAUGUCUUCUGUGGAAUGAAAAUUAUCCAGAACUCUUGA